CUUUUUCUUUUCCCCAAAAAAAUUUCAUUUCGAUUUUUCUAGGGUUUUGUUUCCCUGCUCUCCCUCGUUGAAGUCGACAAAUAUGAAGUAGUAGUAGACGACGAAGAAGAAAAAGAAUUAUAGUGUGUGAAAUACUGUAGAUACUAGCAGUAGUGAUUGGAAGUGAGGAUGGCAUCCACUUCUGGUACUAAAGAAACUCAUGAUUAUGAACCUUCUUCUUCUUCUGUAAAGGAUUUGAUGGAACAUGUGUUUUCUUGGAGUAUUGAAGAUAUACUCAACGAUGAUCUAUACAAAAACAAGGUGGAAAUGAUACCUAAGCGUUUUGAGUCCGUACAACAUUAUCUUGGCUCUUAUACUAUGCCGUUGCUGGAAGAAACUCGCAUGGAGAUAUGUUCACAAAUGGAGUUCAUGUCAGGUGUACCUCACGCUGAAGUAACCUCAAUAGAUGAGUCGAAGCUGCACGGUGGGUCAUUCUUGUACUGCAUCAAGGUCGACUCCUGGAGAAACCGAUAUGGUGUAUAUGGCAAAGAACCUUACAGUCCGAAACCUUUGGAUCUGUUUACUUUGGGUGAUGCUGUACCUGAAGUUGGUUCGGACUUGCAGCGGUUUGGAAGUAGUUGGUCUUUGGCUUCAGUUGUAGAAGAUGUGAGGGAGUCCGAUUCUGUAGGUCACGAAGACAGACUUAUAUGCUUUCAGGUUAAGACCUCAAAGCCCAUAAAGAUAGAGAUGAAAGAGGGCAGGAGGAAAUCACUUUUUGUGGUGUUUCUGGUAAACUUGGCAACGAACACUAGAAUAUGGAAGGCGUUACAUAUGUUUCGAAACUCGAAUAUCAUCAAGGAAGUUUUGUGUGCCGAUUACAUGGUAAAGGAAAAUUGUGGCCUCUGCUCUGCCCAAGUUGACAGGAUUUGUGCCCGAAAAGUUGAUUCACAAUUUUUACUGUCUCUUAAUGAAUCUCAAAGAACAGCGGUGUUGGGUACUAUAUCUGCAGUGCAGUGUAACCACAGGUCUUUGGUGAAGCUUGUUUGGGGUCCACCUGGGACAGGGAAAACCAAAACCAUCAGUAUAUUACUGUAUAGCUUGCUAAGUAUGAAUUGCAGAAUACUUGCUUGUGCCCCACAAAAUGCUGCAGUUGCUGAACUUGCAUUACGUAUCUUAAACCUUCACAAAGAUGCUUGCGAAUCAGAGUUGGGAGAGAACAAGUCAGGUUGUUCAUUAGGCAACUUUCUCUUGUUUGGGUCUAUGAAUAGAUUGGAGUUAUGUGAUGAUCUUGGAAAGAUUCAUGUGGAUCAUCGUGUGGACUGUCUUGUCGAGUGUUUUUCUCCAUUAACUGGUUGGAAAAAACAUUUCGAUUCCAUGGUGGAUUUUCUUGAAGAUUGUGCAUCUCAGUACCGUUUGCUUUUGGGGAACGAAUUAAUUGCAGAGGUUCAUGUGACAGAGAAAAUUGGAACUACUCCGGAAGUCCAAACGUCACUUCGCAAGUUUGCAAAAGACCAAUUCAGAGCUUUAGCAAUACCACUCAAAAGAAGCAUUAGAAUAUUAUGCACCCAUCUCCCCAAAAGACUUAUUUUGACGGACAAUUUUGAAAAGAUGGUUGGUCUUUGUGGUUUGCUGGAAUCUUUUGAAACUUUGCUCUCUCAAAGUCAGAUGGCUGACAAGGAAUUAGAGGAACUCUUUGCAUGGCAAGAAAAUUAUUUCAAGGAGGCACAAGGAAGUCGAGCGUCUAAUUAUACUUUAGCCACAUUACACAAGAUGAGGAUUGAAAGUGUUCAGAUUCUAAAAUCUGUCGGUCAUUCUCUUGGCGAUUGCCUUCCAAGCUCCACAAACAGAAGUUUCUUAACAGAGUUCUGUUUGAAAAAUUCAUCCCUCAUUUUUUCCACAGUAUCAAGCUCAUAUAAUCUGCAUGAGGUAGACCUGGAACCACUGGAUUUGUUGGUAAUCGAAGAAGCUGCUCAAUUGAAAGAGUGUGAAUCAGUGAUUCCCAUGCAGCUUGGAGCCAUUCGACAUGCUGUCCUGGUUGGCGAUGAGUGCCAUCCACAAGCUAGGGUCAAAAGCAGGGUGUCUGAUGAAGCUGGCUUCGGAAGAAGUCUAUUUGAAAGGUUGGGUUUGUUUGGGCAUUCAGAAGACCUUCUCAACAUGCAGUACAGAAUGCAUCCUGAAAUAAGCUCUUUCCCAAAUCGCAAAUUCUAUAAAGACCAGAUUAUAGAUGCUCCAAGUGUUCUUCGUGAAAAUUUUCAGAAUAAUUAUCUACCAGGACCUAUGUUUGGUCCCUACUCAUUCAUAAAUAUUUCCAAUGGAAGGGAGGAGCUAGAUGAAGCUGGGCAUAGUAUGAAAAAUAUGGUUGAAGUGGCAGUCGUAAUAGUAAUAGUGAGAAACCUUUAUAAAGCAUGGAAAGGCUCAAAGCAUAGCUUAACCAUUGGUAUUAUAUCUCCUUAUGCUGCCCAAAUUGCUGCAAUAGAGAAUAAAGUUGGUCAGAAGUAUGAGAAGCUAAAGCACUUUGUAGUGAAGGUGAGCUCUGCAGAUGGAUUCCAUGGCGGCGAGGAAGAUGUCAUCAUAAUAUCGACUGUCGGCUCUAAUCAUAGUGUGGGAUCAGAUGGGUUCCUUUCUAAUCCGCUACGUACUAAUGUCGCUCUGACACGGGCUAGGCACUGCCUUUGGAUUUUGGGGAAUGACAAAAAGUUGUGUAAAGUUGGAUCUUUCUGGGAAGAGUUAAUUCAUGAUGCGAAGCGGCGGGAAUGUUUUUUUAAUGCCGAUGAAGAUGAAGAGCUAGUGAAAACAAUGAUCAAGGCCAACAAAGAGCUUGAUCAGUUAGAUAAUUUACUUAGUGAAGAUAGUAUGCUUUUCAAGAAAGCUUUGUGGAAGGUCCUGUUCAGCAAUAACUUCAGGAGGUCAUUUGGGAAGUUGAAGUCAUCACAAUCACAAAAGUCGGUGGUCAAUCUAUUGGUUAAACUUUCCAGUGGUUGGCGCCCGAAGAAGGUUACGGCUGAAACUUUGUGUGGCAACUCUAUCAAGCUUGUGAAACAGUAUAAGGUUGGAAGUAGUUAUAUAAUUACUAGCAAUGAUGUUGCAAAAUACUCAUGCUACACCCAAGUUUUAAAGAUUUGGGAUAUUUUACCUCUUGAGGAGAUACCUAAACUAGUGAAGAGUCUGGACAGCAUAUUCUCCAUAUACACUGACGAUUACCUCAACCGCUGUAAGCAGGAACAUAUGAAGGGGGAUUUGGUUGUGCCAAUUACCUGGAGAAUUGAUGAUGAGACCGUUAGAUAUAAGAAUACUAAAAAUGCUGCGUUAAUAGAUAGUUCAAGUGACGGGGUAUCAGAUGGGAGAUGUUACAUUGAAAACUCAAAAGUGAGAGAUAGCCUAUUGCUCAUGAAAUUCUACUCCUUAUCAGCUGGUUUAGUAAAUCAUUUACUCUCGGGAAGUGAUGGAAAAGAGAUUGAUCUUCCUUUUGAAGUAACAGAUAAAGAAUUUGAUAUCAUUCUUUCCCCUAGAAGUACAUUCAUUCUUGGCAGGUCUGGAACAGGGAAAACCACUGUUUUGACAAUGAAAUUGUUUCAAAAGGAGCAGCAACACUACUUUUCUUGUAAAGGAUUUGUGGAAGCCAUGGGGUAUAUUUCUUUGAGUGCUCCAAGUGGGAAUGUUAGCAGAGUGGUUGGGAAUGAGACGAAAGGUACCGUCUUACGGCAAUUGUUCGUAACAGCCAGUCCAAAACUGUGCUCUGCCGUUAAAAACCAAAUUUCUAACCUGAAAAGCUUUAUCAGCAGUGGCAGGGCCUCAACAGAACCCUAUUCCAUUGAGUUGCCUGAUGUUGAUGAAGCAGUCCAACAUCGAGAUAUACUAUAUUCUCUUAGGGAUAUUCCACCUGAAAGUUUUCCACUUGUCAUAACAUUUCAAAAAUUCUUAAUGAUGCUUGACGGAAGUAUGGGAAAUUCGUAUUUUGAUAGAUUCAGUGAUAUAAGGGAACUUUCACAAUCUAAGAUGGCAACCUCAAGGUCAUUUGCUUUGCGUGCUCUUAGAAGAACGAAAGAGGUCACUUAUGAAAGAUUCAGCUCAUCUUACUGGCCUCAUUUUAAUUGCCAGAUGACCAAGAAGCUUGAUUCAUCUAUGGUCUUUAUGGAGAUAACCUCACACAUAAAAGGUGGGCUAUUUGCUGGAAGGUUACCUGAUGAUAAACUUAGUCGGAAGGAUUACCUAUUACUAUCUGAGGGACGGGUGUCAUCCCUAAGCAGGGAAAGAAGGGAGAUGAUUUAUGAUAUUUUCCUUGAAUACGAGAAGAUGAAAAUACUAAAUGAUGAGUUUGAUUUGGCUGAUUUUGUCAUUGACCUUCAUCGUCGAUUGAAAACUGGGUCUUACGAGGGUGAGGAAAUGGAUUUCGUGUAUAUUGAUGAAGUACAGGAUCUCACCAUGAGACAGAUCGGUCUUUUUAAAUAUAUUUGUAGAAAUUUUGUGGAAGGAUUUGUUUUUUCUGGUGACACUGCACAAACUAUUGCUGGUGGGGUUGAUUUCAGAUUCCAGGAGGCUAGAUCUUUGUUCUAUAAUGAGUUUAUUUUGGAUUCAAGAAGUGACGGCAUGGGAAGUGCAAAAGACAUGGAUCAAUCUCGUAUGUCAGACAUCUAUCAUUUGAACCAGAACUUCCGUACUCAUGCAGGUGUUCUCAACUUGUCACACAGUGUAAUUGAACUUCUGCAUGUAUUCUUCCCACACCACAUUGACAAUUUAAGUCCCGAAACAAGUCUUAUUUAUGGAGAAGCACCAAUUUGGCUUGAAUCUGCAAAUGAUGAUAAUGCAAUUAUAACUAUCUUUGGAAAAAGCGGUGAAAAUGCUGGUAGGAGUGUGAGCGGAUUUGGUGCAGAACAAGUCAUUUUGGUACGUAAUGAAUCUGUGAGGAAGGAAAUUGCUGAAUAUAUUGGAAAACAAGCUCUGGUUCUGACUAUAGCAGAAUGCAAGGGCUUAGAAUUUCAGGAUGUUUUGCUUUACAACUUUUUUGGAACGUCGCCUUUAAAGAGUCAGUGGAGAGUUGUUUAUGGGUAUAUGAAGGAACAAAAUCUUCUAGACUCCAGUGAUGCAAAAUUUCCAAAUUUUAGCAAGGCGAAACACCAAAUUCUCUGCUCUGAACUGAAGCAAUUGUAUGUUGCUAUCACUCGUACUAGGCAGAGACUGUGGAUCUGUGAGAGUAUGGAUGAUUUUUCAAAGCCUAUGUUUGAUUAUUGGAAGAAGUUAUGUCUCGUUCAAGUGAGAGAACUCGAUGAAUCACUUGUUCAGGCAAUGCAGGUUACAAGCAGCAAAGAGGAAUGGAGUUCACGCGGUAUCAAGUUACUGGAUGAAGGUAAUUAUGAGAUGGCAACAAUGUGCUUUGAAAGAGCUGGUGAUCCAUUUUUGGAGAAACUCGCCAAAGCUUCUGGUCUUAGAGCUGCUGGCGUUCACAUGCUUGGUUCUAAUACUGACCUAGCUCGUGCUGCUCUAGUAGAAGCAGCUGAGAUUUAUGAAUCAAUUCGGAAGGCUGAUUUUGCUGCCAAAUGUUUCAUGGAGUUGAAGGAUUUCAAAAGAGCAGGUAUGAUUUAUUUGGAAAACUGUGGGGAAUCUUGGCUAGAAGAUGCUGGUGACUGUUUCAGCCUUGCUGGAUGUUGGUCUACUGCAGCUGAUGUGUAUUCUAGGUGUAACUGCUUUUCCAAGUGCUUGCUAGUUUGCACGAAUGGCAAUCUCUUUGAAACCGGUCUUCAGUUCAUAGAAUAUUGGAAAGAAAGUGCAAGGCUAAACCCUGACACCGCCAAAAGUCAAGAUCUAAUAGAUCUGGAACAAAGUUUUCUCAAAAGUUGUGCCAUUCACUAUGAUCAACAGAAGGAUACUAAUAAUAUGAUGAAGUUUGUUAGAGCCUUCAACUCGUUGGACAUGAUAAGAAAUUUUUUAAGGUCUCGUGAUUAUCUUGAUGAGCUCAUCCUCUUUGAAGCGGGGUCUGAGAAUUUUAUGGAAGCUGCAACUGUUGCGAGAUUGAAAGGGGAUUGUCUUCAUGAGGCUAAUAUGUUAGAGAAGGCAGGGCACUUGGUAGAGGCGACGGAGGUCAUUCUGUUUUAUGUUCUUGGGAAUUCUGCUUGGGCAAAUGGGAACAAAGGUUGGCCCUUGAAAAUGUUCGCGAACAAAGAAAAACUUUUGGCAAAAGUUAAGUUGAUGGCAAAAAGCAAAGAUGAUAUCUUAUACCAAUUCGUUAGUACAGAGGCAAGCAUAUUAUCAGACACCAAUAGUAGAUUGUCAGAGAUGAAUGACUGUUUUAUUGCUUCACAGAGAUUCAAGAGUCUGCGGGGUGAAAUUAUUUCUUUGAGGAAAAUCAUUGACUACCAUCUAGAUUUAGCACCUUCAGAGUACGUCUGGGUAGAUGAUGUGAUCUUGAAUACAACAGAGCAUGUAGAGAAUUCAAUAUCGAAGAACAGGGUCUCCGUUCAAACAUUAACUUACUUCUGGAAUUUAUGGAAGCAAAAGAUAAUAAACAUAUUGCAUUAUCUCGAUUCUCUUGGAACUCAAGAUAAACAAGAUCAUGAAAGCUACGAGAAAUUCUGUUUGGGCUACUUAGGUGUGUAUAAGCAGAAACAUGAUCAAAGUUCCAUAUACAUCCUGUUGAACAGUGAUGCCUGUUGGAGAAAAGAAAUCGAGGAUCGAUUUCUUCGAAAGACCAGAGAAUUGCUUGGCAUGAAUGGUCACCAAUUUGCGUCUUCUGCCCGAAGCUAUUGGUUAUCAACAUUACUUAGUAUCUGUAUGCAAGUAUUGGAGAAGCUGGAAAGCCUCGAUAAAAUUUCUGGUAUUUACAAAGUUGGUAACGAGUCUUUCAUGCGCUUUACUGGUCCUUUCCGACGAGGAAUAACUGCGCUUAACAGUUAUCAAGUUGCAAAAUCGAUAUUAGAGACUAAGAUAUUGGACAAAAAGCUUUCCGGGGAACUGCUCAAGUGCUUGACGCAUUCCAAGGAGCAUUUUUACGCGAUAUUUUGUCUGAGAGACCAGAAACAAAUGAUGUUCAAGCAUAUGAUGGAUUUGAGACUAACUGAGGUCUCUCAGGAUUUAAUCAAAGAAAUUACCAUUGAGAUCAUGAGCAAAAAAGGCAGGUUAAAGUAUGUGGAAAUGUGGAGUGUGGUCUUGCAGAUUUUUACGUUUGGUAAUCUAAGCGAAGAACUUUAUCAAGUUAUAACACAACGUUCGGAUCUAUCUCCAGCAUAUAAAGUUUUCAUUAAGCAGUUGAAAGAGAGCAAGAUGUCAGGAUUGGUCUCGGUUUCUUUGGUCAGCAAUUUUGAAAAAUCAUUACAAGAAACACUCAACCACGACUGGAAGAAAGAUUCUGAUUACAUGUCACCUUCCUGGUUUGUUUACUUUCUUGAACGUCUUGUUUUCUUUGUUUCAUCUUGGCAUGGUUCCUUUUUCACACUAAAGUCUUCUGUUCGAGAAACAGUUCCCUGGGGAAACCUAAGAUGCAACUCAAGCUCUUUGUCUGUAGCUGAUUCAAAAGUUCUCUCGAAGAGGUCUUUCGAUUUUAUAGCAUCCAAGAUCAAAGAAAUUUUAUCAAGUAGGGUAGGAUGGCUUUGGGAACGUGAUUUUGACGCAGUGGCUUACUACCCUUUUCUGGUCCGGAAGUUGGUUCUCUUGGUUGCUUUAAUUUGUUUGAAUUCUGGAAGUCACUUUGAUUUGCUGUACAGUUUACUUGGUAGAUACGAUAUAAUAACCGUACUGCCGGCUGAGUUUUUCAAGAUCCUCGAGAAAAGAGGCACAAAGCAUUUUGAUAGGUUGCUUGCUGAUAUCCUUGAAGCAAUUGGGAAUCCUUUGGUCUGCUUGAGGUCAGGGAUAAAUCAGAGAGAACUUUUGAUCCACAAUGUCUUAGAGAUAGAUGUGGAUAUGAUUCACUCCAGUGAAGAAAUCUUGGAAAUACUGUACUCAGAAAUAUCAUUAUAUGGCGGAAACGAUAAAAUGGAGUAUGGAAGUCCAAGUGAUGGAAAUGCUCGUUUUUCCAAAUCUGACCAUAUGAGUUGUACACUAUUGCCAGCUGUGCCUGAUUAUGAUUCAGAAAAUAUAGAAUUGUUGACGGAAACCGGAGAAUUCGAUCAUGGGAGGACGCUGCAGUUGUUUAUGAAUACAUCUCGUGUUUAUAUGUUUUCAAAAGGCAUUUUUGAGGACAUCGGCUUUUUUAAUUGCAAACCACAGAUGAAGUUGGAUAUUUGCAUUUGUUUUCAAGAAAGCAUUGGUGGUCCAUAUGUUAAAUAUGAAAAAUGGAUGAGGGAACUAAAGCAGCUCUCUUUUGCAUUAAGCUGCAGUAAUGAGGAUCCCGAUAUUCAAUAUUCAAAGAUUGACGACUGCUUUAAGAAUUUGAGUGCGCCUCCAAGUAUGAGACAAUAUUUAAUCCAGGGUUUGUUUGGGAUGAUUAUUAAAUUUACCCCGUAUAGCAAGAAAAUCAAGCAAGAAGAAAGACAAAAGUCCACGAAGCAGGCUGGAAAGGAUAAAGGCAAGAAGAAGAAGUAGUAGUAUUCUGUUUGGCAGGAGUUACAGCGUCCUCGUGAUAACAUCCUUUCAUUGGGGAUUUUUUUUAAAACUCUGUUAGCAGCUAAAAGAGAACAACAUUGAUUCCUUUUUCUGUGAGGAACCAGAAUCUCUACAGUCUAGAAUAUGGCAGUCACGACAACCCAUUUUUCUUAUUGAAGUUUCAGCUUUCCAGGUUCUUACAAAGAUUUUAUGUGUUAUAUGCAGUCGGUAUGUCUUUUCAACGCUAUGCUGUUCUUGAUAUGUAAUUGUGCUUCAAUCAGAAUUACAUUAUUAUGUAAGGAGUGUGUAUCGUCUAAGUCUUAAGAUUAAUUACUAAAGUGUAGCUAGUUCAGUGUAGUUGUUUCAUAAAUCCACUGAAAGACUGUUUCUUUUUUCAGUUUCCAUUUGAAGCUUCCACGCAUUUGGAGCUAACUGGGUACCAAAUUUUUCUUCAAGGAUUUACAUUUUUGUUUCUU
Messenger RNA from Papaver somniferum (opium poppy), 8966 nucleotides. RefSeq lists its product as uncharacterized. Bases 169 to 8490 code for a protein of 2773 amino acids. The record is from RefSeq and is a predicted model, not a curated record. Gene Ontology annotation, molecular function: helicase activity; protein binding; ATP binding. Lineage: Eukaryota; Viridiplantae; Streptophyta; Magnoliopsida; Ranunculales; Papaveraceae. The transcript has 14 exons.